CGGAAGUAGUCGUGGAGGUCAGCCCCUCCCCUUCCUCUUUCCUUCGGACCAGGCGGCGGCAGCGGCUACGAGCGUAGCCAUGGCUAAGAUUAAGGCUCGGGACCUUCGCGGCAAGAAGAAGGAGGAGUUGCUGAAACAGCUGGACGACCUGAAGGUGGAGCUGUCCCAGCUGCGCGUCGCUAAAGUGACCGGCGGCGCGGCGUCCAAGCUCUCCAAGAUCCGAGUUGUCCGAAAAUCCAUCGCUCGAGUUCUCACAGUCAUUAACCAGACUCAGAAAGAAAACCUCAGGAAAUUCUACAAGGGCAAGAAGUAUAAGCCUCUGGACCUGCGGCCUAAGAAGACCCGCGCCAUGCGCCGCCGGCUCACAAAGCACGAGGAGAAACUGAAGACCAAGAAGCAGCAGCGGAAGGAGCGGCUGUACCCUCUGCGCAAGUAUGCCGUCAAGGCCUGAGCUCACCGUCGCUACAGCAAUAAAACACAAAACUGUC
Molecule: messenger RNA, 488 nt
Organism: Jaculus jaculus (lesser Egyptian jerboa)
Lineage: Eukaryota; Metazoa; Chordata; Mammalia; Rodentia; Dipodidae
Gene: Rpl35
Product: ribosomal protein L35
Exons: 4
Coding region: 80-451 (123 amino acids)
Biological process (GO): translation; maturation of LSU-rRNA from tricistronic rRNA transcript (SSU-rRNA, 5.8S rRNA, LSU-rRNA)
Cellular component (GO): cytosolic large ribosomal subunit; ribosome
Molecular function (GO): structural constituent of ribosome; mRNA binding
Source: RefSeq, a predicted model, not a curated record